ACUGUCUUAUUAAUCGUAAGAUAGAUAUAGGUCAAUUGAAUGUAUAAUUGAAUAGCUGAUAUGACAUCGCAACAUUUUGACGACGGAUGGGAUAACUGGGGAGAAGAUUGGGGAUCAAAUCCGAAUGAAAGUAAUAUUAACAACAACAACAACUCACUUCAAAAUUCCCAACAACUUUCGCAACCCAAUCAACAAUAUAUGCAACAACAGCCACCUCAAUUAACAUCGAAUGCUCCAUUAUACUCUCAAUAUCUAUAUCAGCCACAACCAACUAAUGUAAGUCAUGCACAGACCAUGCAAACUUCUCAACAACAAAAUCCAUUUGCAAAAGCUCCGAAUCCAUCGCGUGCACAGCAACAGCAACAAUAUCCUGGAAAUCCUGUAAAUUUCUUUAAUCCAGCUCAAUUUAGUGAUUCAAAUGCGAAUAAUAAUAAUAAUUUGAGUCAAUAUCCCACGAGUCAACCGUCGACAUUUAGUUUUGUGCAGUCACCGAUUCCAUCGUCAACUGUAACAACAUCAUUAAACUCAUCUAAUCCUCAAACUGUCCAAUUUGAGUCGGUCAAUAAGUUUCAAUAUCAAGAAAGGCAUGAUAAUGUACCUCAGAAUCAAUAUUCAGUACAGCCACAACAAGCUAAUGUGACUUAUUCGAAUGAUCAGACUUCUGCAACUCCAACAAUGCAAACUUCGCAGCCAAUGAUCUACAAUAAUGUUAAUCAAGCUAGAAACAUGCCACAGCUAGAACAAUCGAGUUAUCAAUAUUCUCAAUGGAAUGAUCAGCGUACACAAAGUAAUGAAUCGGCUAGUUGGCAGCCAAUACCAACUUAUAAUGCGAAUCAACAUCAAAUUACACCGAUUUUGAAUCAGCCACAAAUGCCUGUAAAUUCUAAUCAGUCUCAAAUACCACCAAAUCCAUCAGAUCAGCAAAAUUUGCAGGCACCACAAGUUAGACAGCAAAUAAAUGUAUCGGCUAGUAAUCAGUCGAUUCCAUCGUCUUCUGGCUUUUUCCCAAGUCAUUUUGAUGCACCUGUUAAAGAUGAAAAACCGAUAAUUCAAGAGCCACAAGUUCCUGAAAUGUCAGUUCCUCAAAUUCCAACAUCCAAUCAAUUUUAUCAGCCUAAUGUUGAGAAUAUUCAAGUUUCGUCUAUUGAAUCAGCUCCAAUCCCUAAUUUACCACCACCUCCUACAUCAAUUCCACAAAUGCCGCCUUUACUCCCAACAUCUAUGGUUAUACAGCAGCCUAAAAAUCCAAUUAAUGAAAUUCCUUAUCCUGAAAAUCGUGAAAGACUUGAUGAUCAAGUUACAAUAACCCAAAAUCAUCCUGUUCCAAUUUCUCAAUAUGAUCUUUUUCCGACUUCUCAAAAUAAUCCAGCUAUGCCAAUAACGACUUCAUCAAUCGAUAGACAUAAUUAUUUAGUCACAGGACAAUUGGCACAAGAAGUUCCAGCAUUUAGUCAGCAUUCAGUAAUGCAUGAGAGUUCUAAUGAGAAUUUACCACCACCAGGAUUGUCUAGAAUGGUUGUUGGCGAGCCAGAGAAUAAUCAGGCACAAGGACAGUUAAUUCAGAAUGAUUUAUUGCCACCAAGAUCUAAUAGAAUGGUUACUGGAACUGAAAUGACUCCAACAAGCUUUAUGAACUAUCAAAGACAAGCUGAUGGAGAAGUUUCACACGAACCAAGCAUGCAGCGUCAAUUGCCACCAUUUAAUGUUAGUCAGCAACAAGUUCCACAACAACAAGAAAGAAUAGUUGAGGAUCAACAAAAUUACAAUAUUAGUGACAGAAAUCUUUAUUUAGUUGCUGGUGAAAGUGAUGCAAAUAGUCAACGUGUAAUUACAGGCGUAGAAAGUGACUUUAAUGCACCAUCAUUAAUUAAUCCACUCCAAAAUUUGCAUAUUGAGGAUGAUGAAGAUUUCGUUAAUAUAUCUGUAACAAAUAUGUCACGUAAUGUUGAUGGCGAUGGAAUGGAAGAAUUACAUUUACAGAAUCAAGCACAGCAUGCAUUGGAUAGUUCACAGCAGCGUGAAGAGGAAAUUGAAGGUGCUAAUGACAAUAAUAAUGAAUCUAAUGUAAAUCUACAGCCAGUCAUUGAAAUUCCAUCGAUUCCAGCAAGUAUAAAUUUGAGUGAACAAAAUUCAGACAUCCGUGAAGAUAUUGAAGGUGCUAAUGAGCUUAGUGAUCCACCAAAGCCACCACCUGCUGUUUUUGAAGAGAAAAGAAAGUCUAUUGAUAGUUCAAUGAGAACAAAUCAGAAAAUAAAUACAACAAUGUCAUCUGAAGACAGUGAAUUGAGGGAAUUAGAAAAGAAUAUGAAGCAGAAAUCAAGGCGCAGCAACAAGAAAUAUGAUAGUGAUAAUGACUCAGAAAGUGCUAGUUUAGAUGAAUAUAAAAAGGAUAAAUCUAGAGAUAGAUAUGAUGAUCGUUAUAGCAAAAAGAAUCGUGAUCGAGUUCGUGAGGAACUAGAAAAGUAUAAGAAACGUGAAAAGGAAAGGAGGUCUGGUGGUAGAAGGAGAAAUGAUGAUACAGAUGGUUCAAGAUAUGGCGAUUCUUCUAGAAGACGUACUGAUGAUGAGGAUGAAGAUAGAAGGAGAACUAGAAAUAGAAAAGAAAAGAAAGUUGAUGAUGAGGUUGAUGACGAUGAUAAGGAAAAAGAGAGAAAGGAUCGAAGACAACGAGAUAAUCGUGAUCCUAGAAAAAAAGACUACGACUAUGACGAUAGAAGAACAAGUCGAAGGAGACGUGAGAAAUAUUACGAUGAAGAUGGAGCAUAUCCAUCGGGUAGACGUAGUCAUAAUGCAUCAGAUCGUGAAUAUGAAAGAGAUUAUCGACCAGGAAGAAGCUCAAGAGGUCCCUAUGAGAUGCAAGGCUAUUAUCAACAACAAGCGUAUCCAUACGAUCAAAAUUAUUAUUAUCAACAGCAACAGCAGCAAUAUUCAGAUAAAUUGCAAGCAUGGCUUGAACAAAUUCGUCUAACGAAUCCACAAGCUUAUGAAUGGUAUAAAAAUUAUUAUAGUGGAAUGCUUCAAAAGCCACAAAUGCCACUACAGCCAACAAUGGACGAUCUUGGUGGUUCCUUGAGAUCUGGUUACAAUUCAGGCAGCGAGAGAGCAAGCACAAGCCGAUUUAUGAGUGGAGGCAUUGUCACAAAUCCAUUAGGAAGUCUAAAUUCGUCAUUUAUUGAUAAUACGAAUGAAUAUCAAUCAUUACAACAAUCAUAUCAAACGAUUGGAAAGGAUUACAAUCAGGCAUAUUCAUCAUUAAACAAUUUUAACAAAUAUGAUAUGUAUGGUGACUUAAGAGCUAAACAACCGGAAGUAGCUGCUGCUCGCAUGACACCCCAGAAAUUCCAAUGUCUUCAUGGCUUUGUCAGAUUAUCAAAUGGACUUAUGAUAACAAUCGACACAUUAAAUGCUGAUGAUAAAUAUUUAGUUAAAGUUGAUAAUGUCCCAAUUUAUGAUAAGACACGCCGACUGUAUCAAUCCUAUCCAGGACCGUUAAUUAGAGGCGUAUCACAUAAAAAGACAGUCAUUGAAUUUUGUGAAGAGAAAUUAAAACAAAGUUCACAUUUAGAAUCAAUUCAACGUGCUUCCUUUACAUUAUUAUGGAGCUAUUUAAUAUUGAUGAUUCGACAAAAUGGAUCGUAUACAGAACAUGAUAUUGCUGAGCUGUUAAUGAAGAGCUCGGAAGAAUAUAAAGCAUAUGAUUUAGAUGAUAAUAAAAGUAGUGCAAAUAUCAAUAAUGAAGUAGACGACGAGAAUGCAACAGAUGUGAGUGAAAGUGAAGAAAAUGACGCGAGUGAACAUCAUUCAAAUUCAGCAAGUCAUCAGCCAACAUCACAGUCAAUUUCAGCAAGUUUAAUGACUGAACAUGUUGUUCUCGAUAAAUUUAAAAGUUAUUUAUUAUAUGGAAAUAUCCACGAUGCACUUGAUUAUGCGACAGACAAUAAUCUUUGGGGACACGCAUUGUUCUUAGCAUCAAAAGUCGAUAGACGGCAGCAUGCAAAUGUUAUGUUAAAGUUUGCUAAUAAAUUAUCAUAUAAUGAUCCACUCCAGACGCUUUAUCAAAUCAUGAGUGGACGAAUGCCUGCGUGUGUGACUAAUUUCGAUGAGAAAUGGGGUGAUUGGAGACCACACUUGGCUAUGAUUAUAUCCAAUUGUACAGAUAAACCAGAUUUAGUUAAACGAUCAAUUUUGGCUUUAGGAGAUACUUUGGCUAGUCGCGGUGACAUUUUUGGAUCACAAUUUUGUUAUUUGUUAAUUGAUCCACAAUUCACUGAUUAUAGCGAUACAGGAUUAGUUAAUGGAAAGAUUGGAUUACUUGGUACUAGUUUCCAGAUGCAGUUUAAGGAAUUUGCUACAGAUGAGUCGAUUAUUAUGACGGAAGUUUAUGAAUUUGCGAGAAGCUUAAAUACUGAAAAUUAUUUUAUUGCGUCAUUGCAAAAAUACAAGUUCUUGCUGGCUUCAAAUAUGCUUGAUUAUGGCUUAAAAUUAAAGUCUUUGCUGUAUAUGGAACAGAUAUCAAAAUGUAUCAUCCAACAGUCACAAUUAUUUGAAAAUUCCUUCAUCUCGAAAGUUUAUUCACUUGCUGAUCGCUUAAAAUUCUAUGAUCCAGUUAUGGAGAAGCUUUAUGAGGAUAUUGAUAAUGUAGAAGGAACUGAGGAUCAACAAUGGUUACAGGAACUAGCAAAUGUCCUUCAAAAUGAAACUGGAUCUAAUUUCACUCAACAAUAUGUUCCUGCUGAUGUACAAACUGAAGCUCCUUAUAAUCCACUGGAUUAUCAACAGCAACAACUUGUCCAGCAACCUAUAUCUACGCCUAUUUAUGAUCCAGUAAGUCAGCAUCAAACUCCGACUCAUAUUCCGACGAUUCCAUCGCAAACUUAUGAGGAACUGGACUCAAAUCAGAGUCAAAUUGUUUAUGAGCAGCAAAAUCAAGUGCCUGUAACGACUUAUGACCAGAAUGUAGGAUAUAGCAACCAAUAUAAAUUUCAGGAUCAACAGCAACAGCCGAUUCAAAAUUAUCCAAAUUAUAAUCAAAAUGUAGGAAUGCAGAAUGAUGGACAGAUUAAUGAGCAGAUUCAGAAUACACAGCAAGGAUAUCAACAGUCAACUUAUGACCCAAAUGCUCAAUUGGGCUACCAGCAACCUUAUGAUCCAAAUGCUCAAUUAGGAUAUCAGCAACAGAACGAUAAUGGAUAUGGAUGGGAUCAGGCAAAGCCCACAAUAACAAUGGGAACAGCUCAAUCUCAUAAAUUCGAUGAUCCACAGUCUCAAGACAAGUCAGAUUCAAAUGCAAAUAAAAAGGAUGAUAAAAAGAGUCCAGCAAAGAAGCCUGAGCCCGAAAAAGCUAAGAAACAGGCUCAAUCAGGAUGGUUCUCAAGUCUGUUUGGAUUAAAGAAGGGUCCAAAUCAGAUGAUCCUUCCAGAUGAUAAAAAUCCAGCUAUUGUGUGGGAUGAAAAUACUAAAAAGUGGGUCAAUAAGGAUGGAGAAGAGGCAGAAACUGAAAGCUUUAAACCACCUCCAAAAAUGGGAGAUAUGGGAAUGCCACAGCCUCCUCUAAUACAACAGAUUCCUCAAACUAUGCCACAGCAACAACAACAACAACAACAGAUUCCCCAACAGCAAUAUGCUCCUCAAAUGCAACAGCCUGUUAUGACACAACAGCCUGCAAUGACUCAACAGCCUAUGAUGAAUCAGGCUCCAGUUCAAAAUCACGUUGCUCAAAUGCCUCAACAGCAACAACAACCACAGCAAGUUAAUCAAAAUGCUGUAGAUCCAGCUGGUCCAUCAGUUCCGUCAGCUCCAAACAUGUUUAAAAUGCAAAAAGGCAGAAAUUUAAAGAAAUCUUACGUUGACAUAUUGGGAAAUGCAGGAAAGACUGUAUCUCAACCGAAAGAGCUUGCUCCACAAAUGGAGAUGCAAUUCUUCAAUCCCGCAGCUCAGCCACAGGGAAUGCAAUUUUAUAAUCCAAAUGAUUUUCAAUAAGAUGCUGCAACGAGCUAAGAUAAAUUCACAUUAGAUAUUCAUUUUAAUGAAAAUUAUCGACGAAUAUUGCCCUGAAAAAUAAUAAUAAUUUAUACAGGAUAUGAAGACAAGAUGAAGAUUAUUAUUAUUAUUCUCUUUCGUUAAGUAUUAACAAAUUUAUAAGUUAGAUCGUCAAGGUUAUUCAAAUUAUGAUGGAAAUGAUUAUGGAUCAUGUUAGUUAUUAUUAUUAAAAAAUUCCUUUUGUUUUGUUAAAUCCAUGUUUGAACACAG
Molecule: messenger RNA, 6249 nt
Organism: Chironomus riparius
Lineage: Eukaryota; Metazoa; Arthropoda; Insecta; Diptera; Chironomidae
Source: the annotation of a GenBank genome assembly